UUUGAAUUUGGUGGCUCUCAUUGAUUAGGAACGGGAGAACUUUCAAGAGUGAAACUACCUGUCAAUCUCCGACCAAAGUUUCAAUGUGACGGGAGCGAGGACUGUUCCACUCACGUCUCUUUCUUCGCCUGCAGAAAGCAAAACGUGCUUCUUUGGCGGCGAUUUUGAAUCUUGAUGCACUUUUGACCUUGGCUGUGCAGUGAAAAACUGAAGUGGAGAAAUGGGAACCAAAAACAAGGGAUGUUUUACUGCCAGGAUGCUGAUGGAGAGGUCUCCCAGUAACCCAUUGUGGGAUGCAACGCACGGAACUGGAGCGGAUGGCACUGGUGAAGUGGGCUUGGGCUCUGACAGCAAUGGUGGCAGUGAGGCUGGGCGAUGCAGGGGGAGGGUGCUCCCGGGCCGGGUGGCCUUGCCCAAGGUGGUUGCCAUGGAGACCGGCCGGCCACUCCCCUCCCCCGGCCCACCGUCACCUGCCACGCCGGUGCCUGUGAUCAAGCUGGAGUACAGCUGCUGCCCUAUAAAAGCUGGGGCCAUGCAGAGCCAGCCAGGAGGCGGUGGUUGCAACAGAGCACCCUCAGGAGCCCUCGCCAUGGGCCCUAGCAUGCCCUCCGCCGGCAAAGACAGCAACAGCGAUAGCCACAGCCACGACACCCACAUGGUGCAAGUGAGCCCCACCGCAGCACCCGGCCUCUCACUCCAGCCAACCGCCAAAGCCAUGCCCAACGGCUUUGGACCCCCUGUGCUCAACACUGCCAGCAGCACUGAUUCUGCUUCUCCAUGUCUGCAAGAUGACAGCGAUGAAAAGCGAGCAAAACCCAGUGGAGAAGAGAAAGCAAAGCACAGGAGUUGCCGGAGCCCUCACCGUUGUCCCUCUCUAAAGGCAGGAAUCCUACUUGUUGUGGCUAUCUCACUGCUGUCCAGCAUUUUCCUUACCACCCGCAUUUUUGUUUGUAGGCCAUCAGAGCAGGAAGCUCAGCAACGGAGCUCUAAUGUGAAUGUCUGUGAUGUGGAUGUCCUUUGUGGUCCAGCGUGCCCAUCUGGCUGGAUUGGCUAUGAAGGGAAAUGCUAUUUUUUCUCAUAUGGAGCCAAAAACUGGACCUCCAGCCAAAGCUUUUGCUCUUCUUAUCACUCCACCCUGGCUGUGAUUGAGAAUGAACAAGAAAAGAGCUUCAUUAAGCGUUACAAGUGCUUUACUAAUCACUGGAUUGGCCUCCGGAAGGACCCUGACCAGACUUGGAAAUGGGCAGAUGGGACAGAACUAAACAACAUGCUGGAGGUAAAAGGAGGAGGAGGGGACUGUGCAUUCCUGAAUUCUGACUCUGCCAUUUCCUCACGAUGCCACAUACAAAGAAAUUGGAUCUGCAGUCAUCAUGAUGCCUACACAAGAAAUAAGAGCUCUUCAAGAAGAUGACAAGUUAUGGGAGUGUUAGUGUAACCCAACUUAGGGUUUAAGAGGGAUAUUAUCCUUGAUGGAAAGGGAGUUCAAGUCUCUGACAAGUGUGAUCCCACCUCAUGACCCAUACCAUCCACCAGACUUGCAACAAAAGAAGACUUUAAAUCAGUGCUCUGUUCAUUAUAACAAUAAUGUGCAAUACAACAAUGAAACGUGGUAAACCAAUGCAGAACAAUAAUCAACAUGUAAUAGUUCUGGCCUGUUGUGCAAAACAGACUAGCAGGGUCUCAGUCCUCUGCAAUUUUCUCUAGCUGUGUCCUUUGGCACUGUUGGUGGACUUGCAGCUUUGCUGUUGCUCUCUCUUGGUUAUCAAGCCUUCGAGGUAGCCCUGAAAUAUGCAAAUAUAGUUCAUAAUAACAGAACUCUGUGAAGUAGGCUGGCUCCAGACACAGGCCUCUAACAGAUCUGAGAGAAUUGGUUUAUAUACCACACAUUUAUAACAGGAAACCAAAAUACAAACUAAUAGUCAAUCAGGAUAAAUACAAUAUAAUUCUUGGGACACAUUUUUUGUUAAGAUUUUUGUUUUACUUGUAUUUAACUUGAACCCUGCCAGAUCACUAAGUUCUUGUAUUUUAUUUAACAAUCUUUCCACGUUUUGUACUGGGUCUUCUAAUAUUAUUAUUAGGUCAUCUGCAAAAGCUCUCAAUUUAUAAGAUUGCUUAACCACAUUCAAACCUUAUUUGAUCAUCACUUCUAAUGCUUCUGUUUAAAAUGUCUAAAGUAACUGUACAAAUCAAUGGUGAAAGAUAUCCUUGUCUAGUUCCUUUGAGGAUCUUACAUUUUUCAGACAUUUCUCCAUUUACAAUUAUUUUGGCAUUUUGUUUAGUAUAGAUAGCCUCAAACCCUUUCACAAAGUUGUUCCCAAAAUCCAUUUUAAAAAUACCUUUAGCAUAAACCUCCAAGAAACAUUAUUAUAUGCCUUCUUUGUGACCAAAAAAACCCAAUGCUUUUCAGUUUUUUUCAUAAUACUCCAUUAUGUAUAGUAUUGUUCUGACAUUUUCUCUCCAGUGUCUUGUAGACAGAAAUCCACUUUGAUCUUCAUGGAUAAAUGCUCUUAAGAUCCCCUUUAGUCUUUUUGCUAAAAAUUCUGCAAAUAAUUUAUAAUCAUU
Messenger RNA from Sphaerodactylus townsendi, 2562 nucleotides. Its product is annotated as NKG2-A/NKG2-B type II integral membrane protein-like. The record is from RefSeq and is a predicted model, not a curated record. The transcript has 7 exons. The coding region runs from base 221 to 1411 and encodes 396 amino acids. Lineage: Eukaryota; Metazoa; Chordata; Lepidosauria; Squamata; Sphaerodactylidae.